Messenger RNA from Rhinopithecus roxellana (golden snub-nosed monkey), 910 nucleotides. RefSeq lists its product as uncharacterized. The coding region runs from base 140 to 697 and encodes 185 amino acids. The record is from RefSeq and is a predicted model, not a curated record. The transcript has a single exon. NCBI's taxonomy places the organism in Eukaryota, Metazoa, Chordata, Mammalia, Primates, Cercopithecidae.
CGGACGCGCUCCCGGCGGAGGAGGCGGCGCGCCCGGGGACGGGCUGGAGCCACGUCCUGGGUUUGGGGGCGCUGUGGGCGCCUCACCCGCCGCUGCUCGGCACCGGAGGCCAAGUGAGCGUUCCCGACGGGAUCCGCGGAUGCCCCGCCGCGUCUUGCCGCCCAUCCUGCCCGGAUUGUCGCGGGCCGGGGGCACGACAGGAGGCCGGGGCCUGCUCGGGCGCAGCGGCCUGCAGGGCGCAGCCGUCCCUCCUCCGGCCGGGGUCCCCUUGCUCCGCGGGCGGCCGUGGGAGGCCUUCGCGACAGCCGCUGCCCCCCGCAGAUGCCCUCUGCAGCUCCUGAGUGCGGGCCCCGCUCUGCACUGCCCUCCUCGUGUGGGACCCGGUUUCGUCUUCAUUGCAGCCCUGCCGAGUCGGAAGCAUCUCCAUUGUGCAGAUGGGGAAACUGAGGCCCAGAGUGCGCAGCUGGGCUGGCCACGAAGGCAAGGCCGCCGGAUGCUGUGCGGGGAUGGGGCCCUGCACCGCUUGCGCCUCUCAGCCAUGCGGCCUCAGGCCCCUGGGCCCGGCAGCCUCUCUGGAGUGGGCAUUUUGAAUAAGCGCCCUCCUGAUUUUCACACAAACCUAAGUCUGAAGACCGUGCUGGGGCGGAUGUCUGCCCAUCUGGUGACCAGCUCACAGCUCCCUCGGGAAGACUAUUGACUGGGGAAUGGGGACCCUGGGGAAGGGGCCUUUACGGUGCCAUCUGUCUGUUUACGCCAGAAAACAGAGAUUUCUGUUUUCUUUAGCUGGGCUCACAGCAGGUGCUUAAUAAACAGAUCUUGUGGCGGGAGCAGAGGCCAGCGGGAUUCAGGCAAGACUCCAGGAGUCAACCCCUGGAUCUCAGAGGCUCCCCACCCGCGCACAUUUCCCUGA